AUGGGCACGAAGACGCUGGUGGUAUUGAUCCUGAUGGCCGCAGGUCUCCAGGCCUCCUCCCUGACUCAGACCCUUCCUCUCUCAGCCUGGGCAGAGGAGCAGAAUAAGGUGCUGCAUGGCGGACCGUGUGAGCAGACGUCUCACCCCUACCAAGCUGCCCUCUACACAUCAGACCACUUGCUCUGUGGAGGGGUUCUCAUUCACCCGCUGUGGGUCCUCACCGCUGCCCACUGCAAAAAGCCGAAUCUUCAGGUCUACUUGGGGAAACACAACCUUCAGCAAAGGGAGAGUUUCCAGGAGCAGAGCUCUGUUGUCCGGGCUGUGGCCCACCCUGGCUAUAAUGCUGCCACUCAUGACCAGGACAUCAUGCUGUUACGCCUGUCUCACCCAGCCAAAUUCUCUGAACGCAUUCAACCACUCCCCCUGGAGCAAGACUGCUCGGCCAACCACACCAGCUGCCACAUCCUAGGCUGGGGCAAGACAGCCGAUGGUGGAUUUCCUAACACCAUCCAGUGUGCAUACAUCCAUCUGGUGUCCCAUGAGGAGUGUGAGCGUGCCUACCCCAGCCAGAUCACCCGGAACAUGGUGUGUGCUGGGGAUGAAAAGUACGGGAAGGAUUCCUGCCAGGGUGAUUCCGGGGGCCCGCUGGUGUGUGGAGACCGUCUCCGAGGUCUUGUGUCAUGGGGAAAUGUCCCCUGUGGAUCCAAGGAGAAGCCAGGAGUCUACACUGAUGUCUGCAGAUAUGGCCACUGGAUCCGAAAAACCAUUCAGGCCAACUAACCCUGACAUGUGACAUCCAACUCUUGACCUGUGACCCCCACCUGCUGGCUCCAGAAUAUCUCUGACCAAGACUUUACCUUCCCCCCACCUGCCUAGAUCCAACCCUUAAUGCUUAAUAAAAGCAGCGACGUGACAGCACAAAUUCACCCUGAUUUUACCCCAGCCCCAUCCUCGCAUCACUGCGGGCAAGUGGGGAUAUGAGCUAAGGUCUUACCCCCACCACUAAGAGAAUACAGGAAAACUCCU
Molecule: messenger RNA, 1026 nt
Organism: Panthera uncia (snow leopard)
Lineage: Eukaryota; Metazoa; Chordata; Mammalia; Carnivora; Felidae
Gene: KLK6
Product: kallikrein related peptidase 6
Exons: 5
Coding region: 1-780 (259 amino acids)
Biological process (GO): proteolysis
Molecular function (GO): serine-type endopeptidase activity
Source: RefSeq, a predicted model, not a curated record